This is a messenger RNA of Zygosaccharomyces rouxii, 963 nucleotides long. RefSeq lists its product as uncharacterized. Bases 1 to 963 code for a protein of 320 amino acids. The record is from RefSeq and is a predicted model, not a curated record. The transcript has a single exon. Lineage: Eukaryota; Fungi; Ascomycota; Saccharomycetes; Saccharomycetales; Saccharomycetaceae.
AUGGUGUAUACCAAUAAGCACAUAUCAAUGAUGACUACUAACAAAUUCAAUGAAAUUGCAGUAUUCCUUCUAAAAGAAGGUUAUGAGUUCUCCAUAUUUGUUAAGGAUAAGAUAGAUUCAAAUUCUAAUUGCAAAUUCUCACAAGCUUAUGUAACAACAGCUGUUGAAGAUAUUCUACCAAUAGGGGUGUGGGACCUUGUUGAUGGUGAAAAAAUCAUUAAAUAUGACAGUAAAUUAUGUGCCCCCCAAAAUCAUUAUCCUACAAUCCCACUGCCGUUAACAAAUUUAAUCGUAGUUGAAAAAUAUGUUCAUGGUGCAUUGAAGCUGUUACGACAAGUUCCUUGUAAGGCCAUUGCCAAAGCUUGGAUUAAGGCCAUUGAACCUAGGAAAAAAACCAAAUAUCCAUAUAUCAAAGGUGAUAUUGCCAAACCCUCCUGGUGGCCUCACGAUGUAGAACACAGGGAACCCGAUCAUCUGCAAAAAGCUGAUAGACUAAAAUUGAUGUGUGGUAUUUUAAUCAAAGUACUACCACAUAUCGGGUGUUUGGAAGUGGUAGAAGAAUUAUUGAGAUCCACAUUGGCUCUUUCACUGUUCAAGAAGGACCCAGAUAAGGAUAACUUGAUUAGUAGUAUAUUCGAAAUUCCAAAGGUAUUGUGCAACCCUGUAAAGAUGGAAAAACCUACAGUGGAAGUGAUAGACCUCUCAUACUUUAAGAAAAGAUGUAAAGAAGCCAAUUCGGGCAUCGUAACCACGAAUCGAGAGAUUCAUCAUCUUCAUCAUGCACACCAGACGGCAAAAGUUACUCAAACUCCACCGUCAACUGCUCCACGCCUGAUGGACCACUUUGAAAAUUGUAAUUUAUCACCACCAGUCCUAAUCGAUUUACUAAUGGAAAAUGAUCCUGAUCUGGACAAUUACAUCGAUGUAAUUAACAUCGUUUCUUCACCAUCUAGUAAAAGCUAA